Triplophysa rosa is the source of this 4494-nucleotide messenger RNA. RefSeq names its product NLR family pyrin domain containing 12-like (gene nlrp12l). The record is from RefSeq and is a predicted model, not a curated record. Gene Ontology annotation, molecular function: protein binding. The transcript has 13 exons. NCBI's taxonomy places the organism in Eukaryota, Metazoa, Chordata, Actinopteri, Cypriniformes, Nemacheilidae. Bases 286 to 3570 code for a protein of 1094 amino acids.
AUGACGUUUGUAUUGACAGCAGGCAGCGAACGUCAACUGACUGAAACGAAACUACAGUAGAUUGAGCGCUGAUUUGGAGUAUUGAGUUGUUUGUCUAAGCUGUUGAACUCUGAGAAGACAUCACUGAUACUUUAACUAAUAAAUAUGUGAUUAGAUGCUCUGCAUUUUUAUCAAUCUUUCAGGCACUCAGGGGCUCAAUGGAAGAUCUUGUGAGAUCAUAUAUUUUUGCUGCAUGCAGUAGAUAAGUAUCCAUAUUUUCCAAGUCCAGGUAACAAAUCAAGCCAAAUGGUCCAUCAAACGAAAAGUGAAGCAUCAAUGACCGAACCAAUUUUUUUCCAACCUGAAAACUCGACCAAUGAGAAAUUGUAUCAUGAGGAAAAUGCUAUUGACACAUCAGUCCAUUUCAAAUCAGCCGUGGAGCAUCAGCAAGAAUACAAAUCCAAACUGAAAAUCAAAUUUCAAUGCUUUCACCAUGACUUGUCUAGACAGACGCAUCCCACGUUGCUCAACGACAUCUUCACAGAGCUUUACAUCACUGAGGGGGAAAGUGAUAUUGUCAAUAAAGAGCAUGAAGUGAGACAGAUCGAAACUGCAUUGAGGAGACAAACCGCAGUGGACGUUUCAGUCAAAUGCAACAACAUUUUUAAACCCUCACCAAAUGAACCCAAAGCCAUCAAAUGUGUACUGACGAAGGGAGUGGCUGGCAUCGGCAAAACUAUCUCGGUGCAGAAAUUCAUCCUGGAUUGGGCGGAAGAAAAAGCCAAUCAGGAAAUUACGUUUAUUUACCCAAUUCCGUUUCGAGAGCUGAACCUCAUGAGAGGGAAACAGUUAAGCUUGGUUGAGCUUCUCCAGCAUUUCAAAAUGGACUGCAGAGACAUUCACGAAAGGCACAAAGUUCUCUUCAUCUUUGACGGUCUGGAUGAAUGUCGCUUUCCUCUGGACUUCCACAAGAACGGAAGACUGGGCAACCCAAAAGUGGCAACAUCUAUUGAGGUCUUGCUGACAAAUCUUAUCAAUAAGUCCCUGCUUCCUGAUGCCCUGAUCUGGAUAACAUCUCGUCCAGCGGCCGCCAGUCAGAUCCCUCUCGAGUAUAUUGACCUGGUGACUGAAGUUCGAGGGUUUAAUGACCCACAGAAGGAGGAGUACCUCUACAAGAGCAUCAGUGAUAAACACCUCACUGGACGAAUCAUCACACACUUGAAGUCAUCGAGAAGUCUGUACAUUAUGUGCCACAUCCCGGUCUUCUGUUUGCUGUCGGCGACUGUCCUUGAGAGAAUGUUAAACGUAGCAGAGGACGGAGAAAUCCCCAAGACGCUAACUCAAAUGUACAUCCACUUUCUUCUCAUCCAAACCAGAGCUAAAAACAUGAGAUACUCUUACAACCCAGAACCGAAUGAUGAGGACAUGAUUUUAAAACUAGGCAAACUUGCUUUUCAACAGCUUGUAAAGGGAAAUCUAAUAUUCUACGAAGAAGACCUGAUGGCUUGUGGGAUUGAUGUGAAAGAGGCUGUUGUCUACUCGGGUGUGUGCUCUCAGAUCUUCAGAGAGGAAUCAGCGCUGACCCAAAAUAAAGUCUACUGCUUCAUCCAUCUGAGCAUUCAGGAGUUUUUGGCAGCUUUGUUUGUGUAUUUCAUGUUUAAGAUCAACUGUCACGACGUUCUCGAUCAUAAAGACCACAAUGUGACUGAUCUUACAGAGGCCACAGUGUUUGAUUUGCAUAAGAGCGCCAUCGAUCAGGCCCUCCAGAGCGAAACCGGACACCUGGACCUUUUCCUCCGUUUCCUUUUGGGCCUGUCGUUGGAGUCCAAUCAGAGCAUUUUACAAAGCUUAGUGUCCCGAGGUGGUAGCACAAGCACAACAUCUCACAGCGUAGAGGAGACUGUUGAAUACAUCAAGAAGAUGAUAGAAGACACCUCGUUGCCGGAAAAGUCUAUCAAUCUCUUUCACUGUCUGAAUGAACUGAACGAACUUUCUCUGGUCAAAGAGGUUCAGCGCUUUCUGAGCUCAGGGCAUUUUUCAAAACUUUCCCCAGCCCAAUGGUCCGCAUUGGUCUUUGUGUUAUUGACGUCUGAGGAGAAGCUGGAUGUUUUUGAUCUAAAGAAGUAUAUUAGAACAGACGAAGGUCUUACUAGAUUGCUGCCGGUGGUCAAAACUUCAAAAUGUGCUUUACUGGAUAACUGUGGACUUACCAUGAGAUGUUGCAGAGCUCUUGCCUCCGCUGUGAACUCGAGCACUUCAAAUGUACGAGUGCUGGAUCUGUGCAGUAACUCCAUAGAAGACAAAGGCCUGGAGCUUUUGACAGCUGGCCUAAAAAACAAACAGUGUAAAUUAGAGGAACUAAGGCUGUCAUACUGCAGAAUCACUCCACGAGGCUGUUCCAUACUCCAGUCAGGACUACUUCCAAAUCUUCCAAACCUUAGAGUGCUGGACCUGAGUGAAAACAGUCUCAGAGAAGCGGGUAUUAAGAUUUUAGCAAGUUACCUCGGGAAUCCACACUGUAAGCUUGAGAUAAUGAGACUGAAGGACUGCAGAGUCACACCCAAUAGCAGUUUUGCAAUUGCCUCAGCUCUGCAGGCCAACCCAUAUCACAUGAGAGAACUUGAUCUUCAUUGGAAUAAUCCAGGAGAUGAUGGUGUGGAGAAGUUGUCUGCUGUGAUACAAAAUCCACUCUCCAAGCUGGAAACGCUUUGGCUAAGUUAUGGUUUGCUCACUGAGAAAACUUGCCAAGCUUUGGCUUCAGCCAUGAUGUCCAACUUCUCUACUCUGAAAGCUCUAGACUUGAGCGGCAAUGCUAUACACGACAGUGGAAUAAAAAUGCUCUCAAAUGGAUUUAGAAGCCCAAAUUGUCAACUGGCUGUUUUGAGAUUGGCAUUGUGUGAGAUCACGGAGAUAGGUAUUUCUGACUUGGCCUCUGCACUGGUUUUAAACCCUGUUUCACUAAGAGAGCUAGACCUGAGACAUAACCUCAUAAAAGAUUCCGGACUGGCAAGACUUUCUGAAGUAGUGGAGAAAUCCAGCUGUAGGCUAGAGACGCUGCGUUUGGGGGAAAGUGGAGUCACAAAGGAAGGUUGUGCUGUUCUCGCAGCAGCUCUUAAGUUAAACCCCUUUUAUCUGACAGAGCUGGAGAUGAGUAAUAAUGUUCUCACAGACACAGGGCUAAAGCUCCUCUCUCCUGUGCUGAGGAACCACAGCACCAAGAUCAUGAAGUUAGAUUUGAGUCAGUGUGGUUUGACUAUAGACUGCUGUGAUCCACUGGCUGCAAUUCUUGGAGAAAGAUCCUCAAGUCUUAAAGAACUGAAUUUGGGGGGAAAUAAUCUGCAAGAUCUGGGAGUAAAAAUCCUUUGUGGUGGAUUAGAAAAUGCACACUGUCAGAUAGAGAUUUUGAGGCUGUGUAACUGUGGGAUCACAGGGGAAGGUUGCACAGGUUUAGGCUCUGCCCUGAGAUCUAAUCAGUCACAUGUAAUAGAGCUGGACCUGAGUGAAAACAAUCUUACAGAUUCAGCCGUCAGACCUUUAUCCGUUUUACUGGACAAUCCAGAGCAUAAACUUGAGAAACUGAUUUUGUAUUAAUGAACAGAUCAGUGGAUACCACAGCAUGCAUCAACAUUUCAUGAACGUUUAGCAGAUUGCUGAGAUACCCAAUGUUACAGAAAUGGUGAAAUAUGACUGUUCAUUUUCUUGUAAUUGCCAAAGGACACAUUUAGAUGAAACCUUUUAUUUUUAUAUUGUUUGAAUAUUUAUGCUAAUUUAUUAUAUUCUUCCAUCACAUAUUCAGCAGUAAAUUAAUGCAGUGAUCUGGUGAUCCUGUUGUUGAUGCAAAAGAUCUACACAUAGCAUAUAUUUCAAGAGAUUUUCAACAUUUUAAAUCCUGAAAAGGUUAGAGGUGAUUCAUUAGCUAUACUGUCAACACUUUUCACUUUCUGUUGGUGUGUACACAUAUAAAUAUUGUACAUAUAUGUGUUUACUUGGCGUUACAUCUUCUUUCACUUUAGUCAUGCAAUGUGUGCAGGACUGAACAAGUAAAAUACUAUGAUUAAUUCAUAGAUUCUAUAUUGUACACAGUAUUAUGUUCCGGUUAGGUAGAGGAGCUUGACAAAGCCUUUCAACUUGGUUAAUUGUUUUUAAAACAAAGGGCAGGGUUGUGUUUGGCUGGAUUUACAAAUUACUAACUUGAAAAUGACUUCACAGAUUUCUCAGAAUUGGAUCUUGUCUAAUUUUAGGCAAUUAUAAAGACUACUACUGUUUAAAGCGAUACUCCACCCCAAAAUGAAAAUCAUUUACUCACCCUCAAGUUGUUUAAAAUCUGUAACAAUUUCUUUGUUCACAAAGAUAUUUGGAACAUUUUAAUAACUGACAUUGCUGGGACAUAAUUGACUGCAUAGUAGAAAAUAUUAUUGUAUGAAAUCAGAUCAGAACAGAGAAGACUGUAAUAAAUUGUUAUGGUAAAAAUAAUUCUACAAUAUCAAACCACAAGCUGCUUCUUAUUCGUUACGA